This is a messenger RNA of Lampris incognitus (smalleye Pacific opah), 2628 nucleotides long. RefSeq names its product antagonist of mitotic exit network 1 homolog (S. cerevisiae) (gene amn1). Lineage: Eukaryota; Metazoa; Chordata; Actinopteri; Lampriformes; Lampridae. The coding region runs from base 398 to 1147 and encodes 249 amino acids. Gene Ontology annotation, cellular component: SCF ubiquitin ligase complex. The record is from RefSeq and is a predicted model, not a curated record. The transcript is spliced from 7 exons. Gene Ontology annotation, biological process: SCF-dependent proteasomal ubiquitin-dependent protein catabolic process.
GACCAACUCCAGUUCUUCUUUCCAUUGCCUUGGUCAGGGGAACAGACAGGAGUAUUAACCCUAACAUGCGUGUAUUUCGAGAGAAACUUCAAUUCAGUAACAUUUACACACCUUGGCGGAUUUGGUUCUCAUUUUUGUAUGUAUGAUUUUUUUUAUAUACUAUAUAUUUUUAUCUGGUGUUUUAUCUUGUAUCGUAAGAAUUAUUGACACACUGUAGUCAGCAGUAAAGUAACAGAAGAAGAAAGGAAAGCAGAAAUAUUAAACGAAGAAGAAGACUAAGAGGACGAAGAAGAAAAUAAAGACGAAUCAGUGCGUCAAUUUGAGUUUUAAACGUCGAUGGUCGGUUCCUUACACAAGAGCCAACGGCAGGAGAGGUCGAGUAAACAAUACCAUAAGAAUGACGGUGGACUCUCUUUUCAAUAUCUGUGCAGGUUGUGUCGCCACCUCUGCAGACUACUUCCUUGAUGACAUCAAGAACUUACCAGAGGGCAUUAAGGACAAGCUCAUGCAAAUAAUGACAGCAAGAGGGACAGUCACUGACUUUAACAUCAGCCAGUUAUUGCAUCCAGGGAUACAGCUUCUGGAUCUGCAGUGCUGUCAAGUGUCAGACUUGGCUCUCCAACAGAUCUGCUGCCCGCGCCUCAAGACUUUACUACUGGAUGGUUGUCAGAGAAUCACCUCAGAAGGUGUGAUAACUCUGGUCUCUUCAUGCCCAAGCCUACAGAAGUUCAUUCUGGAAAACUGUGUGGGGGUGACAGACGAGGCAGUGAGGGCUCUCGCCCACAACUGCAGAGACCUGGAGGUCCUCUGUCUAAGGGGCUGCUCCACCAUCGGAGAUGGUGCCCUGCUGGCACUGGCAGAGAACUGCAGGCUGCUCCACACUGUCCUGCUCUCUGGAACACAGGUUACAGAUGUGGGCAUCACUGGACUUGUCACAGGGCUUUGCUCCAAUACUUUGCAUGAACUACAGGUGGCAAGAUGUCCAAACUUGACAGAUGCGACUGUGACAGCUGUUUUCAAAAACUGUCCCAAACUCAAAAGGUUUGUCUUCACCGACUGUCCUCACAUUACAGAUCGACUUUGGGUACCUCUGGAAGAUUUUCUUGGUCGAAGCAAAAUUCAAGAUGUUACAUGGACGGUGUAUUGAAGGAAAAUGUAAAAGUAAUGGUAUCAUUCAGACUGAGAAGUACACUAAAGGAAGUAUCAAAAACUAAUGGAGACCUAGUUACGAUUAAGGAAAUAACCCACCAUGUCUAAUUUUAAGGGUAGCCUUCCUGUAGUUUUAAAUUAAAUUAAAUAAAGUUUCCUUUCUUAAUCCCCCUGCAAAUUAACCCAUCCUAGCUGUGAUCUGUGUUGCUAGGAGCAGUGGGCUGCCGCCUUCGUGCUGUGCCCGGGGACCAACUCCAGUUCUUUUCCCAUUGCCUUGGUCAGGGGCACAGACAAGGAGUAUAAACCCUAACAUGCAUGUUUCUUUUGAAGUCGGGGGGGGGGGCGGAGCACCCGGAGAACCUUGGGGGACAACCUUGGGGGUUGUCCCAAGUCGUCCUCUAUGUGGAGUUUCAUGUUCUCCCCAUGUCUGCAUGGGUUUCCUCCGGGUGCUCCAGUUUCCUCCCACAGUCCAAAGACACACAGGUCAGGUGAAUCGGCCGUACUAAAAUUGUCCCUACGAGUGAAUGUGUGUGUUGGCCCUGUGAUGGCCUGGCUGCCACCCAAUGACUGCUGGGAUAGGCUCCAGCAUCCCCACGACCCUGAGAGCAGCAUAAGCGGUUUGGAUAAAGGAUAGAUUACUGCAGCCAAGAGGACGACUGAGAAUCUGCACAAACAAGCCAACAGCGCCCUCUGUCGUUUAUAUGUCUAAGAGCACUAUAUCCUCAAUAGUGUGUGGGAACUGUCUCAUUGUUUCGUCACUUUUGUCCCUCUGUCCUAUCCCACUGCCAAAUGAAAGUGCUCCAUGCAUCUUUGGAGCUAUCUUGUCUUACACACACAGUACAUUAAGGCAUACCCUUACAUUUUUAUACCCGUAAUUAAUUCUUUACAGUCUUUUACACCAUUCAAGGACUGGGGAAAAAAAGGGGAGACACAAAUAAGGUUCAGACAAGUGGGGAAAAAAAUCUUGAAAAUGCACUUAAAUUCAGAUUAGUCUAAUGUUUACAAGGAUAAUGUUUACACUUUAUAGACAUGUUCUCGGCACUAAAGAUUUUUAUUGCUUACUUUUAAGGCUUUAAAUGGUCUUGCUCUAACCUAAUUUCAAGGUCAGAAAAUAAAAUGGGGGUUAGUAUUAAACAGGAGUAAAGGUAGCAAGGUAAGUUAAAACUGCUGUAGUUAUGUUUAAAGUGAAUGUUAUAGAACUGGAGUUUAGAAAUGUACGGAGUAAUUUCAUUCCACUGUCUAUUGUGGUCUGAUGUAAAUAAUAAAUUGCAGUUUCAUUUGUAUGCACUAAAUUGUUGCAGUGGUUCUUGUUUGUACUGUACCUCAGUUGAAGAUUAUGAACAUGAAAUAUAAUUUUAUAGCACUGUUUAACAGUCACAUGUUUGCCUUUCAUUGAAAUAUACCAUAUCUGGGACAUGAUCCAAUUGCAUCCUUGAUAUAAAAGUUAUACCGUGACAUUGCAGCGAGACAGUUGAAACA